Sphaeramia orbicularis (orbiculate cardinalfish) is the source of this 1655-nucleotide messenger RNA. RefSeq names its product interferon-induced protein with tetratricopeptide repeats 1B-like. Gene Ontology annotation, molecular function: protein binding. Gene Ontology annotation, biological process: defense response to virus. The record is from RefSeq and is a predicted model, not a curated record. NCBI's taxonomy places the organism in Eukaryota, Metazoa, Chordata, Actinopteri, Kurtiformes, Apogonidae. Bases 192 to 1514 code for a protein of 440 amino acids. The transcript has 2 exons. Gene Ontology annotation, cellular component: cytosol.
GACCAGGUUCAGACUCAAACUCAUCAGAUCUCAGUGUUUGUGGAGUCGGACUGCACUUCCGGGUUUAACUUGAAGGCGAACUGAGGGUCACGUGACUGAAGGUCUGUUCACAUUUAGCUUUAUUUUUAUUAAAUUAACGUCAGAGAAAAAAACAAAAACCAACCAAAAUCACCAAACUGAAGCUGACACUGAUGAUGAGUGCAGAUCCAUCGUCAGUGGAGUCCAGACUGGAGGUCCUGGAGUGUCACUUCACCUGGGAUCUGGACCCAAACAGACCCUACCUCUUCAGCCUCAGAGACAAGCUGAGGGACAUCGGUACCGAGGACGGGAACGUGUGGUCGGGCCACAUUUACAACCUUCAGGGCUACAUCCACCACCAGCUGGACCUGGUCCAAGAGGCCCUGCGGUUCUUCACCAGAGCUGCAGAGACCUUUCGUCAGACCAGAACCAGCGACUCUGAUGAGGGGCCCUGGUUGGUGGUGAACUACGGGAACCUGGCCUGGCUGUACCAUCACCUGGGAGACCGAGCACAAAGUGAGUCUUACCUGUCGAAGGUGGACUCCCUCAAGGCUAAAUAUCCACGUCCGUCGCAGGACCGGCUCCACCCGGAGGUCGGUGCGGAAAAAGCCUGGACCCUGAUGAAGUUCAGUAAAGACAAGAAGCUUCUGGCUGUGGAUUUGUUUGAGGAGGCCGUCACGGUGGAGCCGGACCGGGCGGAGUGGUGCACCAGCCAGGUGUUAGCUUUAGCGAGCGCUCACAAACACAGCGACGCGGCGCUGGACGACGACAUCCUGGACAAAAUGAAGAUGGCCAAAGAACAAGACCCUGAGAACCUGUACCUCGCCGUUCUGUAUCUGAGUCAACGCGCCAAGAAAGAAGAAGACGUGAAGGACGAGGCUCGUGAACUGGCAGCCAAGAUACUGUUGAACCCCGUCGGCAGCUACAGCGGAAUUAAGGCCGUUCUGAGGCUUUACAGACGAUGUGUGUCCGAUGACGAAGCCAUCGAUUUGGCCGAAGAGGCUCUGCGAAAACAUCCCGAUAACCGUUACCUGAAGAGAUGUGCGGCGCUCUGUUAUAAAUGGAAGAUCAUGUCCCACAAGGGUGGCAUCGUAGACCAAAGCACCAUAGACAGAGGAGUCGGUCUGCUCACAGAGGUCAUCCAUCUUUACCCCGAUUCGUCUCUGGUCAAAGAACUGGACCUGGCCGACGUUUACGCAAAAUCAAACCACAGUGUUCCCGAAGCCGACCGGAUCUACAAGAACCUUCUGCAGAAUGUUGGAUCUCUGGAACCUGUAGACAAACAGAUGCUGUACCACCACUAUGCGAAGUAUCUGUUUUUUGACCGAGAACAAAACGGCAAAUCCAUCACGUAUCUGAUGAAGGCAGCAGCGAUCCCACUGGAAUCCUUUUACAGACGAGACAGCAUCAAAAACUUAGAGAAGAUCCGAGGGAGAUGCCGGAACAAACGGUGCAAAGAGAUCGAAGAGUUUCUGGAUCGGCUUCCGGAACUGUAGUUCCAACAUUAACUCCAUCAGUGCAAACCUAGACCUGGUUCUGGCCUGGAACUGGUACCGGUUCAGAUUACUGGUUUAGACUGCCACGUCAUUACACUAUCAAACUGAUUAGAUUAGAUCACAUUACAUUAGAUUACAUCA